AGCGCCGCGCGCGCGGGCUGGGGAAGGUGUCGGUGGGCGCGCCUGGUGUCCAGCGUUUGCUCCGGGCUCCUCUUGGGCCAGUGCCCUCGUGGUCCCGUGUCCGCAGCGGGGUGGAGGUCUUCAUCACUGACCUUCCCAGAGGAGGUGAGGCUCCCAUGUCAUGGCUUUGAUCACCUUGAGGAGGAACAUUUGUCACUUCUCUGAUGUCUGGAUGCCUGGAGCUGUGGCCACCUUGAAGAACCAGCCUGCAAGUUACAUCCACAAGGUAGCAAGAGAUCGUCUGUCUCCUUGGUUCUGUUCCCAACGACCUGAGCCAUUCAAGGUCAGAUUCCAUCAUGCAUGUUGUAAAAACUUCCAUUCAGAGAACGGAAAUGAUCUGCAUCCAGUUGGAGAGCCAGCGUUGUCUCAAGUGCGUGACUGGGACCAGCUCGAGCAAAGCUUCCAGAAGGAGAGCGGACAGGUAUUUGACAGGAGACUAAAGGAUUUCACCUCAUCAGAAGAAGUGCUAAGUUUUAUCAGCACCCUGGGAACCCUGCCCGAGCCAGUAGCAGCAGCGGCUUUACGGCGGAUUUGUGAGGUGGAAAACCGAGAUGGUGGGCAGAACCUUACACAGGCAAUACGAACGCAUCGCGUCUUCCAAGCUCUGUGCUUGCGGUUCGAACAGGAGGCCUCGCGUCUGUCAGACACGGGCUUGCUGACUGCUCUGCAGGCUCUGAGCAUGCUGCGCCUGGAUCCUCAGAGUAGCCUUAUCCUGAGCCUUGUGGCCGAAUGCCAGGAUCGUCUCAAAAGAGGAGGCCUGGGAGCCCAUCAUCUUUGCAUUCUGGGGGAAAGUCUGGUGAGGCUGCAGGAUCCAGGUUGUGUGACGUUAGAACGGAUUCUCUAUCAGCUGCAAAGCGCAAGGCUGGAAACUCUUGCUGCAGAGGACAUCGUGGCCAUUUACAAAAUUCUCCAGGCAUGCCCUGAAAAAGUAGACCGACACCAGUCAUUUUUAAAUAGGGUAAACCGCGUUUCCCUCUCAGUGGUUCCCUACCUCAGUCCUACCUCAAUCAGCGAAGUGCUCAGGGCGUUAGUGGUUCUGGAUCAAACCCACGCCCUUCCUCUGGUCUUAAAACUGGGCAGGUAUGUUGUGCGGCACGUGCCUCAUUUCACUAGUGAAGAGCUCAGGAAUGUUCUGGAAGCUCUCACGUAUUUUGGGUAUAGUGACAGGUUUCUCACAAAAGCUCUGGAGCAGCAUGUAGCUGGGCUCCGUCUCAGCGUGGACUGGGAAGUGGCCAGCAAGGUGAUGGACUAUUGUAGCAGGAAAGAGAUUCUCUCGAAGCCCAUCCUUGAUGUAGCAGCAGAGACUUUCAUUCGCCACUCGGAAAAGUUGUCACCUGGUCAGAUUUAUGAAUUAAUCGAACCGUUUGGAAAGCUCAAUUAUUCGCCACCAAAUGCCCCUGCUGUAUUUAGGAAGCUAGAAAAUGUGCUGUUCACUCGUUUCAAUUAUUUCCCACCCAAAACGCUGUUGAGACUUCUCCAUGCAUGUUCUCUUAUUGAAUACCAUCCAGUCAACUUCAUGGCGAAAAUAUUCAGCCCUUUUUUCCUUCAGCGGUUGCAAGGUGAAGAGCCAUAUUUGGACAGAUUGAGUCUGGCACUAGUGACCCAACUUUUCCUGACCUCAAUUCUAGAAUGCCCUUUCUACAAGGGCCCAAAACUCCUUCCUAAAUACCAAGUGAAAUCAUUUUUAACUCCGUGCUGUUCCCUGGAGAUUCCUAUGGAUUUUCGCCUUUAUAAGUCUGUGGUGGUUGGACUGAUUGACCUUUUAGGAGCAAGAUGGUAUUUUGCUUCCAAAGUGCUGACGCCCUAUUGUUACACCAUCGAUAUUGAGAUUAAGUUAGAUGAAGAAGGAUUUGUAUUGCCAUUUACAGUGGAUGAGGAUGUCCAUAAAAGGGUAGCACUGUGCAUUGAUGGCCCCAAAAGGUUUUGCUAUGAGAGCACCCACUUACUUGGGAAAGAAGUAAUUAAACGAAGACACCUACAGUUACUUGGUUACCAAGUUGUUCAGGUGCCCUAUCAUGAGGUCGAGGCGCUUCGGUCAAGACUCGAAUUGGUAGAAUAUCUACAGAGAAAACUGUUUGCUCAAAACUCCAUUGUUCGUUGGUAACAAGAAGGAAAACUGGCUUCAGGAGUCGAAUAGUGACAGAACCGGUUCAAAAGGACACAGUUUAACCUGCAAGUUUGCCGCUGUAUGGAACUGUGUUUAUAGACUCAGGGGCUGCAAAGGGCCUGUGGUGUUCCUUAGACCAGGGGUCCAUGUGUUGGCCGUAAACGUAAAGGUGAUUUUACUAAGACUGGUGUCAGAUCUUUUAAUAGAUCAAGCAGUAGAUCAAAUACAAUAAAACAAUACAUA
This is a messenger RNA of Jaculus jaculus (lesser Egyptian jerboa), 2389 nucleotides long. RefSeq names its product FAST kinase domains 3 (gene Fastkd3). Gene Ontology annotation, molecular function: RNA binding. Gene Ontology annotation, cellular component: mitochondrial matrix; ribonucleoprotein granule. Bases 161 to 2143 code for a protein of 660 amino acids. The transcript is spliced from 7 exons. NCBI's taxonomy places the organism in Eukaryota, Metazoa, Chordata, Mammalia, Rodentia, Dipodidae. Gene Ontology annotation, biological process: regulation of mitochondrial mRNA stability; mitochondrial RNA processing. The record is from RefSeq and is a predicted model, not a curated record.